Messenger RNA from Eurytemora carolleeae, 516 nucleotides. Its product is annotated as dnaJ homolog subfamily C member 22. The record is from RefSeq and is a predicted model, not a curated record. The transcript has 4 exons. NCBI's taxonomy places the organism in Eukaryota, Metazoa, Arthropoda, Copepoda, Calanoida, Temoridae. Gene Ontology annotation, cellular component: plasma membrane; early endosome. The annotation marks the transcript as partial. Gene Ontology annotation, biological process: endocytosis.
UAUUCUAGAUGGAAAGGAAGUAUAUUACAUCCUUUGAUUGGUUGUUAUCUAACCCUUCCCCUCUUCUUCUUCGGGAUCAAUCCAGGCUCAUUAUCUACUCUUGUUGGAGCAUAUUGUUUCCGGCGUAGAUGGCGUGGUAUUGAACGUGAGUGUACACCUAGCUGGAGGCGUGUACUGACCCUUGUUGUGUGUGGUCUCCUCUAUACCGGGCUGUGGUCCAGCUACCUCUACUACAACGCCGAGGUGGUCCACAACGGGGACAAGAUCAAGCUCAGGGAUGCCGUUGGAAACUUCCUCAAGUCUCCUCUUGCCCAGGAGUUUGGUCGAAGUCUAGGAGAGCACUGGAAGCAUAUGAAGGAGCAAGGAUUCUGGUCAACCUACACCCGCUUUAUCGACAGCUUGGAUCCAUUUGGAGAGAAAAAUGCGCUCAAGGUUCUUGGAUUACAACCAGGGGCUACUCAGGAGGAGAUCAGAUCAAAGUACAGAGAAUUAUCAAAACAAUGGCACCCAGACAAG